Bipolaris oryzae ATCC 44560 is the source of this 2154-nucleotide messenger RNA. RefSeq lists its product as uncharacterized. Gene Ontology annotation, cellular component: nucleus. The coding region runs from base 1 to 2154 and encodes 717 amino acids. Gene Ontology annotation, biological process: regulation of transcription by RNA polymerase II. The record is from RefSeq and is a predicted model, not a curated record. Lineage: Eukaryota; Fungi; Ascomycota; Dothideomycetes; Pleosporales; Pleosporaceae. The transcript has a single exon.
AUGUUAGCGCUGCCCACACGACGUCAGCACCUGCCAACCAUACCGUCACCACCCUGCUCUCAACACCUCUAUCAACAACACUCACCCCAGACAUUCGCCGCUCAACCUACCUUCGACCAGAAGAUACUCAUCGACUACCUUGAGUCGCAGCAGUAUCCUUUUGCCACCUCGACCUCACCCCCUAACUCGUACAUGAGCGGCGCAUACAGCACCGACUUUGCGAACCCGGCUAUCCGCAUUCAGCAGUCGACCCCUACACCACAGCUCCCCCAGGGCUUCACACAGCCGUCCAUGCUCUCAGCCAGCAACGCCGGCUCCGGGCUCGAGUCCUGGAACAGCUAUGGUAACGUGCAGUCACAGCCACUCCAGACUCUCCCCCAGCGACAGAACCGUGGCCACCAACGCGCCUCAUCCUCUUCUUCAAUAGGCUCAAGUGCCUCACAGUAUCAGCCAGUCGGCCACGCCGCAGGCUACCAGUACGUUGCCCAUUCCGAGAAUUGGCCCUUGCGCCCAGACGACGCUAAUAGGCAUUCAAGAUCUCUCCAGAACCAUCUCCCAACACCCACACAGACCCCUACCCAGGAAUCAUUCAUGAACGCCAACCACUUCAACAACUACAGCCACAACUCUGUCAACAUGGACCACACCAUGUCUGCACACAUGUCGAUGAAGCAGGCGCUCAUGGAGCACACCGGUGAAGACGUCCCAGAGUUUGCUCACUCAGCAGGGCAGUCGGUCUCUAGUUACGGCCACGACUCUCCAGCAACACCACACACGGCGCAAGACGACAUGGACAUGAAGAUGCCAGUAAAUGGUAAGAUACUCAGCAGCCGCACAGACGCCUGGCUCUUCGACGAGUUCUGUACUUACAACGAGCCAGAAAUGCGCCCUGUACCCAAGUUCGAGAGAACCUAUACCGACAUUGCUGCCGACACUGGCUUCUACGAGCCCAGCACUUCGUCCACAUCAGUGCCGCAGUCGAAGCCAGCACAGCCAUCACUGCUGUCGCCAUAUCGCAGCAACACCAACGAGAACGUGCAGCGUGCGUUGCAGGCAGCACAGUUUGCACGCUCGCAAUCGCCAAGCAGCACCGCCUCGAGAAGUGACUCACCCUUCCGCAGAGGCUCACCCUACCGGCAGCCUAGCAACAGCUUCACGUCACCCAUGAGCACUGCCAUGGCGAUGCGUGAGCAGAACCGCCAGGCUGAUGCGGCUUACGCAAUGAAGUCGCACAUGUCAGCUACUGAGGACGCUGAGCCCAAGACCAUCUCGCCCAAGGAUGCUCUCCUGGACUACAGGGACACGGAUGAAGACUCAAAGGCGCCAUUAUUUCCGGAUAAUGGUGCUAACGAGUACGGCAACCAAUACACGGGUGGCGAACAAUACAAGAACGCCACGCAAUCCAAUUUCGACACCCCUUCAUCACACUCCUAUCGGCGCGAUAGCUGGAACACUCCUCAGUUCUCACCAAACUUCUCAACGUCGACGUCGUCGUCACUGCAGCCAUCAUCCAACUUCAACUUUGCCACACCAUCUCUGCAGAGCAACAUGCAAGGUCUUUCCAUGAACGCACCCGCGCAAUACCGACAAAGCGCCAACAACAUGUCAUCAGUCGUUGACCAAACGCCCGAGUUUCCCGCACACAUGACAUCUAUGGAGUCUAGUGCGAGUGAAGCAGAGCCGCCCAACGGUAGCCAGAAUAGCGUGCUAUCGGACCGAUACAUGAGCAAGCCAGCAUCAACGGGCGCCGAGUCUGGCACAUACUCAUGCACAUAUCAUGGGUGCUCGCAGCGAUUUGAAACACCGCAGAAGCUCCAGAAGCACAAGCGUGAGGGACACCGGAGCGCCAAUCUCAGCACGGCUAUGACGUCGGCGGCUAUCCUAGAACGCAACUCGCAAGCGGGACCCCACAAGUGUGAGCGCAUCAACCCAACCACUGGCAAGCCUUGCAACACUGUCUUCUCCCGGCCAUAUGACUUGACCCGUCACGAGGACACUAUCCACAAUGCGCGCAAGCAAAAGGUGCGAUGUGCACUGUGCGUCGAGGAGAAGACGUUCUCGCGCAACGACGCAUUGACAAGGCAUAUGCGUGUAGUGCACCCCGAGGUUGAUUUUCCUGGCAAGCAUCGCAGGCGCGGUGGUAACCACGACUGA